This is a messenger RNA of Penicillium cinerascens, 1005 nucleotides long. RefSeq lists its product as uncharacterized. Bases 1 to 1005 code for a protein of 334 amino acids. The transcript has 3 exons. The record is from RefSeq and is a predicted model, not a curated record. Lineage: Eukaryota; Fungi; Ascomycota; Eurotiomycetes; Eurotiales; Aspergillaceae.
AUGUCAGCCGUCUACUGGCCCGGGGGCAUUCCCCGCGAGAUCAAACAUCAUUCUAAAGCAGAUCUAUCUCAAGACGAGCUCAGGGAAGAAGUUAAAGGCUGGCUACUCUUCGUUGAAGAAAGCUGGUCGUUCCAAGACCGCGCCUCUGGCAAUGAUCUUAACUACCCGCCUGAGGCGUUAGAACAUGUGUCCGAUACUCAGCAGCCUUGUGAAACGAGGCAUGUCAUUUCUAUUGCACCGGUUGAUGAGUCGCAUCCCGUGAACCGGGCGCGAUGGGUCAAACUCGCGAUUCUGUUUUAUCGUUACGAUAUUGAAUCGGGGCACUGUCUCCCUUUCGAUAACGUCCUCCCCACGGCGGCGGUCUUAAACCCAGAAACUACCAGUACCUACUCAGUUGAAGAUUUUCUUCCCUGGUAUUGCUUUGAGAAUGCCUACUCUCCAAGUAUCCUGAUGGAACGCACUGGAACGGUAAUCUAUCGUCCUCAUGAACGAUACUUUUUGAUAGUUGAUGAGGAAGGUUUAAAAACCGGUCGUUUCGCAGUCGUCGAUUUUAACAGUGAUGGGACCGUUAAGGACUCGGUUCCCCUGCGUCCUUUCAAUAUGUAUCAUUUCGCAAACGAUGUCUUUUUACAUGGGAGAGCAGGUGUGCAAGAGAUACGUGAGAGACCAGGUGGUCAUGGACAUCAGAACCAACCAAUGGAUAUGGAUCUACCUAUCGUGGAUAUUCUAGUAUCAGUGGCGGAACCGAACGGCCCACCCGCUCCGCAAACGAUAUCCUGCGACCGUGAACAGUUCACGAAAGAUAUUGAAUUCUAUGCGCCUGGAUACUUGGCACUUGAAGCAGCUGGUAAAGGCGGGGAGUAUGAUCUCAGUCGCCUGACUGAGCCCGACGAUAUCCCAUUCGAUAGGAAGCCGUCGUAUCAGAGAAUGAUGGCGGAUCUCAUGGCUGGCGGACGCCCCCUUUUUGAAGACAUCUUCGGUCUUGAACUCUCUAUUGGUUUCUAG